This is a messenger RNA of Knipowitschia caucasica, 534 nucleotides long. The record is from the annotation of a GenBank genome assembly. Lineage: Eukaryota; Metazoa; Chordata; Actinopteri; Gobiiformes; Gobiidae.
AUGGUUACAAAGGGUGGCAUGUACGUGUUUCAACUCUUCGACUACUAUGCAGCCAGCGGUGUGUGCCUUUUGUGGGUCGCAUUCUUUGAAUGUAUUGCUGUAGCCUGGGUUUAUGGAGCAGAUAAUUUCUAUGAUGCUGUAGAGGAUAUGAUUGGCUACAGGCCAAACCCGUGGAUGAAGUGGAGUUGGACCAUUAUCACUCCUGUUCUCUGCAUGGGCUGCUUUAUCUUUUCACUGGUCAAGUACAAGCCCCUGACGUACAAUAAAAUCUAUUCGUAUCCGGACUGGGCCAUUGGUCUGGGCUGGUUUCUGGCCCUCGCCUCCAUGAUCUGCAUCCCCCUCGUCAUGGUCAUCAAGAUCCUGCAGUCCAACGGAUCCCUGAUUGAGAGGAUCAAAGCGGUGGCGGCUCCAGCCAAGUCGGGUGUGAGCUCUCGGCCCAAAGAAUACGACGUGAAGUGUGCGGAGCUGACGCAGACUCUGAACGGGAACAAUGGCCUCAUGAAGCCCCCAACUGUUGUCGAAACAACAAUGUGA